Molecule: messenger RNA, 994 nt
Organism: Salvia splendens (bonfire salvia)
Lineage: Eukaryota; Viridiplantae; Streptophyta; Magnoliopsida; Lamiales; Lamiaceae
Product: psbP domain-containing protein 6, chloroplastic
Exons: 3
Coding region: 68-844 (258 amino acids)
Biological process (GO): photosynthesis
Cellular component (GO): photosystem II; photosystem II oxygen evolving complex; extrinsic component of membrane
Molecular function (GO): calcium ion binding
Source: RefSeq, a predicted model, not a curated record
CAAGACCCAUAUUCCCAAGUGCCUAACCUUCUUAACAUCUCCUUUAUCUCUCUCCCAAACCUCAACCAUGGCAGCAAUUUCUUCACUAUUCAGUCCAACUCCAUCAUUCUCCACUCCUCUCUCCUCCUUCAAACUCUCACCAAAACUUCCCCAAGAUUCCAGCCUGCACCUCACUUCUCUCUCAAGGAGAGAUUUCUUGAACGGAUCAGCAGCUCUACUCCCACUCCUCAUCUCUCCUCCGCCGCCUUCACUGGCCAGGGAGGUGGAGGUGGGAUCCUACCUCCCGCCCUCUCCGGCCAACCCCUCUUUCGUCCUCUUCUCCGCCACUUCCAAAGACACCCCUGCCCUUCGUGCAGGAAAUGUACAGCCCUACAAGUUCAUCCUGCCACCAACAUGGAAGCAGAUGAGGAUAGCAAACAUACUGUCUGGGAACUAUUGCCAGCCCAAGUGUGCAGAGCCGUGGAUCGAGGUCAAGUUCGAAGAUGAGAAGCAGGGGAAAAUCCAGGUGGUGGCAUCUCCCCUCAUAAGGCUCACAAACAAGCCUAAUGCAACAAUUGAAGAUAUUGGCACCCCAGAGAAGGUCAUUGCCUCUCUUGGCCCUUUUGUCACCGGGAACACUCUAGACCCCGACGAGCUCGUCGAAACCUCCAUCGAGAAACGAGGCGUUCAGACGUACUACAAGUAUGUGCUUGAUACUCCAUAUGCUCUCACGGGAUCGCACAAUCUUGCCAAGGCGACGGCGAAGGGGAACACCGUCAUCCUCUUUGUCGCCAGCGCCAACGACAAGCAGUGGCCGUCAUCAGAGAAAACCCUGCAAGCAAUUCUUGAUUCCUUUGAAGUGUAAAAAGCCUUUGAUGUCGGAGAAAAGAAUACUUCAAACCUUUCUUCUUUUGAGGUGUUUUGUUAAGCUGUCACUCAAAUAUAUGUUUUGAGACAACUUACAUUGACAAAUUUUCAUCAAAAUAAUCCAAUAGAUGGUUGAUUUGUGAAAUAA